This is a messenger RNA of Dromaius novaehollandiae (emu), 4235 nucleotides long. RefSeq names its product choline phosphotransferase 1 (gene CHPT1). The record is from RefSeq and is a predicted model, not a curated record. NCBI's taxonomy places the organism in Eukaryota, Metazoa, Chordata, Aves, Casuariiformes, Dromaiidae. Gene Ontology annotation, molecular function: diacylglycerol cholinephosphotransferase activity. The transcript has 11 exons. Gene Ontology annotation, biological process: phospholipid biosynthetic process. Gene Ontology annotation, cellular component: Golgi apparatus; endoplasmic reticulum membrane. Bases 101 to 1459 code for a protein of 452 amino acids.
CUCUUCCGCCUCCCGCCGCGGCGGCGCAGCCGUCGGCCCCGCCCCGGCGGCGGCGGCGGCGGCGGCCUGAUCCGGCCCCGUGCGGCGCGGUGCGGGCGGCAUGGCGGGGCCCUGGGCUCUGCCGGCGCCGCUCAGCCCGGCGCAGCUGAAGCGGCUGGAGCAGCACCACUACAGCGCGGCGGGGCGCUCACUGCUGGAGCCCUCGCUGCAGCCCUACUGGAACUGGCUGGUAGAGCAGGUCCCGCCGUGGCUGGCCCCCAACGCCAUCACCCUGGGCGGCCUGCUGCUGAACUGCCUCACCGCGCUGCCGCUCAUCGCCUGCUGCCCCAGCGCCACCGAGCAGGCACCUUUUUGGGCAUACAUCCUGGGUGCAUUAGGACUUUUUAUCUACCAGUCUCUGGAUGCCAUUGAUGGGAAGCAAGCCAGAAGAACAAACAGUAGCUCUCCUCUAGGAGAGCUCUUUGAUCAUGGUUGCGACUCUAUUUCCACAGUUUUUAUUGUCCUGGGAGCCUGCAUAGCAAUCCGACUAGGAACAAAUCCUGACUGGUUGUUUUUCUGUUGUUUUGUGGGACUGUUCAUGUUCUAUUCUGCUCACUGGCAGACAUAUGUAUCAGGCAUAUUAAAGUUUGGAAAAGUUGAUGUAAUUGAGGUUCAGCUAGCCAUAACAAUGCUUCUUUUAAUAUCUGCAUGUGGUGGAACAGCAGUAUGGGACUAUAAGGUCCCUUUGAUAGGCUUAGAACUGAAGUUUUUGGCAGUUUUUGGAAUACUGUGUGGAACAGCACUUUCUUUUUUCAAUUACUUCCAUGUCAUUUUUGGUGGUGGAGUUGGAAAGAACGGAUCUACGACAGCAGGAACAAGUGUUCUUUCACCAGGUCUAAAUAUUGGACUACUUAUUACACUGGCCAUUAUGAUCUAUAAAAAAUCAACAACACAGCUAUUUGAAAAACAUCCUUGCCUGUAUGUCUUGACAUUUGGAUUCGUGAAUGCUAAAAUCUCACAGAAGUUAGUGGUGGCUCACAUGACAAAAAGUGAAAUCUCUCUUCAAGACAGUGCAUUUAUUGGGCCAGGGCUUCUGUUUUUGGACCAGUACUUCAACAGUUUUGUUGAUGAAUAUAUUGUUCUGUGGAUAGCAUUGUUCGUAUCCUUGUUUGAUAUGCUGAGAUAUGCCAUUGGUGUAUGCCUACAGAUCGCUGCUCAUCUUCAUAUACAUGUCUUCAGAAUUUCAUCUCAUCAAGCUCCUGAACAGCAAAGCCUCAAUUCACAGAUUAAGGAAUUCCUUACAAGAAAAGAAGAACUCUUUCACCUUAAGAUCUACAUGCAAACAAUGACUGUGUAUGGCAUUUACUCACACACAGGACAAAAUUAUCAACAAGCUAUUAAGGAGGAAUCUAUUAACUUACUCCCCAAGAAAAAGGUACUAUUAAGUCUUUGGACAGUCCUGAGUAAGGAAGGAUGGUAAAUAUGAAGGCUUAUUCCACAUACAGAAAAGAAAACACAAAAUAUAAUUGGAACAUCAAAUGAAAAGUCAUCUAUCAAGCUUAGCAUGACUGACAUGUUUGAAGCAAAGAUUUUACAAACUUCUGAAAAAGUUUCUUUGAAAAGAGACUGAAACUUCUCUUCAAAUUAUUGACUGAAGGACCGAAACCCCUUGCAUUGAAAAUAACCUCAAAUAAGAGAAAAUUUAGGACAGCUGUAAGUUUCUCAAGACUCGUACUUUGAUUUUCAACUACUGCAGUUGUUGAGAACAUGAUUUAAGGCAGAAAGGACUGGUAAGCCGCCUGUGUCUGGUUGCACUGCCAAAAUUCUUGACCUUCUGAACUGCGAGCAUGAGAAGAAAGGUAUUUAUUUGCAAAUUUAUCUCAGGUGCAGACACCCACACUGCUUUGUACGGCAGUCCAGUAUACCAAGCAGGAGCCCCCCAGCCCCUCCAGGAGCUAAGGCUUUAGGCAACCCCACAUCCCCACAUAGCCUUCACCCAUCUGCCUAACUACCUGCUUUGGCUGACUCAAAUAUCCUCCGCUUGCCGUUGCCUAUUUAAUGACUUUUUUCAGAGGAACUCACCUCCCUGUUUCUCCCUGCCCGGGAAGAUAAGCCAGUAUUAAGACGAGUCUCACUUGGGGAGCUUUGCCCCUGGGGCCCCCUCCCUGUUGUCACCUCAGAGCGGCACGACAGGCGGGGGCCGGCACCCCGCCACGGCGUUUCAAACGCCGAGGGGCACCGCCUGCCCCCCUCAGCCCGCGUAUCCGUUACCCCCUGCCCACCUCAGCCCCGCCGCGCCUCCUCCUCUUCCUCCUCCUCUCUCACCGCCUCCCACCGCAAAGGGCCUACGACGGCGGGGACGGAGACAAGGAGAGAGGCAGGGCGCCUCGCAGAGAUCUCCCGCAGGCAGGCUGGCUGCUCACUCCGCCCCUCACCCGCGCCGGUGCCGCCCGCAGCCCUCCGCAAGGGGGGAGGGGGAGCAGCCCCGGCCCCGGCCCCACCCCGCGGGAAAGGGCGGGAAAGGGCCGAGCCCUCAUGGCGGCGCCUCCCUCACACCUCACCCGCGGCCCCCUGAGCCGCCUUCGCCGGGACGCGUCACUCAUCAACGCAGUUUUCCAGAGGAACCUGCCGGGCCGCCAUCUUCCCCUUCCGCGCAGGUGUGGGGGGCAAUGGCGGCCGAGGCAGUUGCGCGCAGGUUGGAGAGGGGACGCGGUGUGGCGCAUUGCAGAUGUAGCACACAGAAACAGCCUCCCAAGAGCGAAAGGAAGGAAACUGCACGCAGGCCAUUAAUGGAUUGGAGUCCCAAGCACUUAACUGGGACAACCGACCCCGGCAUAACUGACUCGGUAACAUAAUGUGAAUAUCAAGGACCACACGACCUUGAAGACACUCACCUCGAGCAUCAGCCUCACAGCUUUGGAGAGCAGGGGUCCCUCUUCAAAGAAGGGGGUUUUUUUUCUGAUUCACAAUUAAACUGGUUUAAGCCCUCGUAGCUGACGAUUUACAUGUUUUUGUUAGAAACUGUUUCAAGGUGUUGCCCAGACAACAAAAGGUCUGCGAAAGGGACUGCUAUGGUGCAGGGCAAGAUGCCGAAAGAUGAUUUUUCCAUCAGUAAAUGCAACAGGCAGUAUUUCUCUAGUCAGAUUAAUGAGUGACCCUCUUCAGGCGAAGCACAGCUUCAAAUAGAGGAAAGUUUCAAUAGUCUAUCCCUUCUUUAAAAGGAACAGCUUUUAAGUAGCAUGGUCAGUUUACCACUUUCAGAGCAAAACCAAAACAGUGCAACUGCCAUGUUCUAGCAAUUACCCAAUAAAAUAGAAAAACAGCAUACUACUGGCAAAGUGAUGUUAGGCCCAUACAUUUUUACUGCUUUUACUGACACUGUUUUUAUAACACACUGUACAGAAAAACCCCAGAUACACAAGGUGUGGAGGUCUGUUGUAAAAACAGUGCAAUUGUUUGAGAUGCAAACUACAUGCUUUAUGUUUCAGGAUUUUCUUCUGUUCUCACAAUUUUCUCACUAAUGAUUUAUUUUACUCAAUAUAGAUGAAGUCCAAACACAAAAUAUAAAUUAAAAAAAAAUCUUCCUAACAGUAUUUUAAUUUUCAGUGUUCUCAUUAACCUCAGCAAUUUCAGAAAUUUUACUUGCCAAGUUCAUACUGAUGGUGUAUUAUUGAGCUUUGUUUGCUUGCUUUUUGGGUGGUAUCAUGAUCCCAUAUUUUAGCACCGAUUUGCAAGUGAAGCUUGUCAGGAAAUUUAUGCUAUAUCUUUUAGCUAUAACUGCUGUAGCUGAACUAAAUGCUAUGAAUCUAUCCUUCAAAACUCUUUGCUUAAACAUAAAAAGGAAUAGCAAUGACAUCUCAGCUACAUAUGCAGUCAUUUGCACAUAUAAUUUAGGCACAAGAACCAACUAAUGUUUUAACCCAUUUUCUCAGUUGUUUUAACUAGAAUGCAAAAUAUAACUUAAAAAAAAAUCCCAGGCAAACUUGACUCUACCUGUACAUGUAUUUGAUGAAAUGUCUCAUUUCCUGGGAGUCUGAAGUAUUGUAAAUUUGAAGUACUUUUAUAUUCUACAUGUUUCAGUAUAAUACAUAAUGCUUAGCAUGAAAUAUAAUCUCACUCUUAAAAAAUUACAAGUGCUUGCAUUUAAAAAUGCUUGAAUGUUCAUUGCUUCAAGGCUUGAAACCAUUCAUGCAUUAAAUAUUAAAAAUUAAUACUUUUGAAAGUUUUUAAGAAAAAAUAAAUACUUUUUACAAACA